GCAGCGAUGAGUUUUUUCAAUGCUUCAAUACGCUGCUUCAAUAUUUCAAUUUCACAAAAUUUCCAACGUUUGAAUUGAGCGGUUGCUGCGCUGCGUCUCCGCAACGUUUUUUUUCGUCAGAGUGAAGAAGAAAAGAUAUAUCUCUACAAAUCUGAAGAAGGGAAAAGUCGUCGAGCCAAGUGAAAAGUGACCAAGUUUCGUAAUAGCAAUAAAAAGUAAUAUCCGAGUAAAAACGGCAAUUGGCGCAUUGCAAAUGCAAAUUUAAAGUGUGCGAACGAGCAGGAAAGCAAGCCAGCAAGCGAGAAAGAGUGUGCAAAGAAGAGGCGGCAAUAAGCAACACACACAAACACACAAGUACACACAUCAAAGAGAGCUACAAACAAAACGAAAUUGUUACUAAAAAAAAAAAACGUUCUCCAAGCAGCGGCAAAAAACAACACAAAAGAAAACGUACGUGUCUGGGCAUUGAUUUUCCCCAAUCUAAAGAAUUUUCGUGAACGGCAUGCAGCUAAGCGACAGUAUUUUUGCUCAACACUAAAAUAAAUAUAUAAACAAGAUACAGAAGGGAUACCCAGCACUUUUCACUACAGAGAUACAGAUACAAAUCUUAGCCGUGAUUAUUUGUUGCAUUUUUUUGGACACACGGAGGAAACGAGAUAGCGAGCUUAAGCCAGAAACAACAACAACAACAAAAGAACAACAACAACAACAAGAAGAAAACGUAGUACGACUAGCAAAAGACACCACCAAUUUCUAAUUUUGAACUAAAGAUAAAGUUAAAGAUACAGAUACAGAUACAGAUACAUAAAGAUAAUACCACAAGAAAGUAGCCAAAAUCUCUAUAUGUUUAGUAUAUAUAUUGAUCAUCGUAUAUGAACAGUAUAUAGCAUAAAGUUAUACAUAUAUUUACAACAACAAAGCAACAGCAGCAACAACAACAACCCCAAGGCCCCAUCUCUAGAAAAGAGAGAAAAAGUGCUUAGAGAGAGAGAGCGAGAGAGACCGCAGGUCCGAUAAUCAGAUACAUAUUUUAAUCCCAGACGAGACACAGAAAAGGCUUCAAGAUAGAUACCAUGGAGGACAAUAACACAAGCAGCAGUGCGGGCGGUACGUCCAUCAAACACGAGGACCCAUCGGUGACACUCACAAUAAGGCUGAUUAUGCAAGGAAAGGAAGUUGGUAGUAUUAUUGGUAAAAAGGGUGAAAUUGUCAACAGAUUUCGUGAAGAGUCUGGUGCCAAAAUUAAUAUAUCGGAUGGGUCGUGCCCGGAACGUAUUGUGACUGUGUCUGGUACAACUAAUGCAAUCUUUUCGGCAUUUACGCUCAUCACCAAGAAAUUCGAAGAGUGGUGCUCGCAGUUCAAUGAUGCAGGCAAAAUUGGCAAAACUCAAAUACCCAUACGAUUGAUUGUGCCCGCCAGUCAAUGUGGAUCGUUAAUUGGCAAAAGUGGCUCAAAGAUCAAGGAAAUACGCCAGACUACCGGCUGCUCCAUACAGGUGGCCAGCGAAAUGCUGCCCAACUCCACAGAGCGAGCGGUUACAUUGAGUGGCAGUGCCGAGCAGAUCACCCAGUGCAUCUAUCAGAUUUGUCUUGUCAUGUUGGAGUCCCCGCCACGCGGUGCCACCAUACCGUAUCGACCAAAACCGCAAGUAACUGGCCCUGUUAUACUGGCCAAUGGACAGGCCUUUACUAUUCAAGGCAACUAUGCAGUGCCCACACAAGAGACCUGUCCAGUAUUUCCACUUGCCCUGGCUACCGGCGGCCUACAUGCUGGUAUUUCAGGCUUAGCGGAUCCUUUAUUAAAGGGGGCACAUUUACAAGGAGCGGUACCAGCACACCACCAUCACCUACAGCAAAUGCCCGAUGUGGCCAAGAACCCGUUGGCCAGUCUGGCUGCCCUGGGCCUGGCUGGCAUGAACCCAGCCAGCACUGGGGGCAUCAACCACACAGGUGAGUUGAGCGCUUCAUCGAUCAGAGGCCAGGCAGAUUUCCAAUCUAAUCUAGGCUCUGCCCCAGCAGCCCUGGCUGCACUGGCCGGGUCGCAACUGCGUACAGCCAACGCCGCCAAUCGCGCCCAACAGCAGCAGCACGAGAUGACCGUGUCCAAUGAUCUGAUCGGUUGCAUUAUCGGCAAGGGUGGCACCAAGAUUGCCGAAAUCCGCCAGAUAUCCGGCGCCAUGAUCAGGAUCUCCAAUUGUGAGGAGCGCGAGGGCGGCAAUACCGAUCGCACUAUAACCAUUAGUGGCAAUCCGGAUUCGGUGGCCCUGGCCCAAUACUUAAUCAAUAUGAGCGUUGAGCUGCAGAAGGCCAAUCUCCUGGAGCAGGCCCAGGCCCAGCAGAACGGAGGAGCGGCUGCUGUGGGAGCCGGAGCUGUGCCCGGAGGAGCUGGAGCCACCGUCGGCGGCGGUACACCCGCCGCGGGCACCAACGGAGCCCUGACCACAGUGGCCCUCGCCGCAGGAGGAGCAGCGGCAGCGGCAGCGGUUGCAGCUGCAGCUGCUGCUGGCGCAGGGGCAGGCAGCAACGGCAGCCCCACGGGAGCCGCCAACGGAAGCAGCAGCUCGAUCAGCAGCAAUGGCAGCGUCUCCGCCUCGUAUGCCGGCGUCAAUGGCAACCAGAGCAGUGCCGGAACCCCCAAUGGCACCGCGGCCGGGAUCAAUCCGGUGGCGGCUGCUGCCGCCCUCAACAGCCCCCUCGCCUCGGCCCUGCAGCUGCUGACCAAGCCGGGUGCCCUGAGCGCCCUGUCCAACCUCAGCGCCCUCGAUCUGCUGAGCCUCACGUCGCUGGGCAACGACAACGGCGGCUCGCCGGGCGGACCGCCAGUGCAGACGACCGGCGUGAAUCGCGGCAAGGGACACUACGCGCGGUUCCGGCAGCACCAGGCCGAGACCGGAGUCGAGUCGGAGAAGCAGCGCAACAAGUUUAAUCCGUACUAGGAGCAGGCGGAUGCCUGCCCCGAGGUGCCGCCAGAUCAGGCCUGGAGAGGGAGCGGAGGGGAGAGGCCGAUCAACGAUUGAUAGUCGCUUAGUUUUGUAGGAUUUUUGCAUAAUUUGCAUAGCGUUGCGAAAGCUUUAGGGUUUAGGUUCUUGAACAAGAAGAAACAAAAAACAGAAAUGUAUAAAUUCGCUUUAGUUAUGCGUGGGUACACGAUGCUACCAGAUACCCACAGAUACCCAUACCCAUUGAUAGGGUACGCCCCCAUUCGUAUUCAUAUUCGUAUUCGUAUUCGUAUUCGAAAUUUCAAGACAAUUUUUACAUCUAGUUGAAGCCUCAGUAUCCGAGUAGUUGAUAGACUUAUGCAAUAUUUAUCAAUGUUUUCGAAACACUUAACUAAACGAAAGAUAGAAAGAUAGAACCGCCAGUUAGGGCAGCUAUAUAGUAUCCAUAUAUCGUACAUUUACUUAAUCGAUCGGAAAAGAAAGAAAACAAAACAAAAGAAAAGAAAAGAAUAGUAAAGGAAAGCAAGCACUUGAACAAUAUUACGCGUAUCGAAUAUUUAGGAGGACAGAGCCAUCAUCUGUGAGUGGCCCAAUCAAGAUUUACUGACCAAGUGACCAAGGACCCUAGUUAACCCAAUUCAUACGGAGUUAUAGAUUUUCACACCAGCCAGCCAGCCAGCCCCCUAACCUACCCUUCCCUUCCCUUUCCCAAAACCUUUUGAUAUAUCCAACUAAUAUAUACAUACCUACUAUAUAUCGUACAUUAUAGAAUUUGCCAAAUUUUAGCGCAUCUCAAGUAGAGUUCUUCGAAGCAUAUACUUAUACUUAUAGUUAGUACCGAGUAGAUCACAUUAGUCGGAGUCUAGAUCGAAUAUCGAAUAUCGAUAGAGAACAGGAAACGAGAGCAUAAUUUAGCCGCCACCACAACAAUCUUUCCCCAAGCCCAAGCCAUUCAUAUUGUAACAUAUAACACACGCUCCAAUAUCUGAUAAUCCAUUUUACUCUUUUUAGGUUUUAAGCACAAUGUAUUUUCCCCCCCCCAAAAAGCAUAUGUAACCCCUAUUCCUCUAUACCUAUACCUAUACUCCUAUCCAUAUACAUGCCUAUACCUAUACUUAUAUCUAGAUUGUAAGCAUAAAGAUCCAAAAGCCAUUUGUCAAGAAGCAGCAGCCGAAAGCAUAUGAAAAAUGAGAUGAACUCAAAAAUGAAAAAAGAAAGAAAGAAAGAAAAAAAAAACAAAUUAAAGAACCUUCUAUAAGAAGUGAACAAAACAAAAAUUCCAAUUCGUUGAGCCCCCGCCGCCGGUGCCAAAUCUCGGCACGGGAGGGGGGGAGGCGGGGCCAACGACCUUUAUGGACCAAUUCGCUCUAAUUGACACAAUCCACGCAAUGAGCGUACAAAAACCAAACUAUUUGAAUAGAGAACAAAAUACACAGAGAGAAAGAACAGAGAAGGGCCAACUGAAGAAGAAUUGAGUUGAAAAUGAAGAUGGAGAUGGAGAUGAAGUUGAAGAUAAAGAUAAAGAUGAGAAAGAAAAAAGUUAUUAUGUAUUAGACUUGAAGUCUUCAAUUGUUUUACCCACUAUAUAUUUUUUAUUCCACGUAUCCCCCCUCCCGAAAUGGAAAUCCCCCUGAUUUUUUAUGUAUUUAUGCGAUUGUUAUUAUUUGUAAAAAGAAAAAAAAAAAGAAAACAAACAAAAAACUGUUUUUGAAUUGGUCGAAAAUGAUGUUGAAAGUAUUUGGAAAUUGAAAUUUCUCUACCCUUAAUGUACACGACAUAACUGUAGUUGUUAAGCGUAUACCAUAAAUUUAUGAUUUUUUUUUUCAUAUUAUUAUAAUUAUUAUUAUUAUUAUUACCAGUAGACGUAAGACACAAAGGACACACCAUAUGUAACACCUUAAGCUAAGCGGGCUUACGAUUUUAUAACCAAAUUACAUAUAUAAAACCUAAUUAGACAUAUACAUCAUACAUACAUGCGAACAUACAAACAUACAAAACAUACAUACAUAUAUGCAAACCUACUUAUACGAAAACCAUUUAGAACGAGAGUUUGUCCAGAGACAUUGGAACGGCACGAACGCCACGAAAACUCCCCUUAUAUUUGAAUGUAAUAAUAGUAAUUCUUGACUUCUACUACAAGAACAUAUACCUACAUAGAGACACACAGCUGUAUAGCUAAUACAUACAUACAUAUAUAGAAAGCUUUACCUGCAGCUCCUCCUCCUCGUUCUCGCAAUGGAGGAGAUCGGCCGCAGUAAACUCGAUCUAUUUAUAUGCAAAAUGAAAUCAAUGAUGGAAACUACAUGAGUUUGUAAUAAAGUGAAAAAUGAAUACUAAAACUA
Messenger RNA from Drosophila pseudoobscura, 5281 nucleotides. RefSeq names its product poly(rC)-binding protein mub (gene mub). Gene Ontology annotation, molecular function: mRNA binding. Gene Ontology annotation, cellular component: cytoplasm; nucleus. The transcript is spliced from 11 exons. The record is from RefSeq and is a predicted model, not a curated record. The coding region runs from base 1074 to 2936 and encodes 620 amino acids. Gene Ontology annotation, biological process: regulation of RNA metabolic process; regulation of gene expression. Lineage: Eukaryota; Metazoa; Arthropoda; Insecta; Diptera; Drosophilidae.